Molecule: messenger RNA, 4008 nt
Organism: Orbicella faveolata
Lineage: Eukaryota; Metazoa; Cnidaria; Anthozoa; Scleractinia; Merulinidae
Biological process (GO): actin filament organization
Cellular component (GO): cortical actin cytoskeleton; adherens junction; apical junction complex
Molecular function (GO): actin filament binding
Source: RefSeq, a predicted model, not a curated record
CAAAUCUCUACGAGACAGCUUCUGAACUUUUCUCUUCAUCAGAUUUCUAUUCCACGUUCAACGUAGAUAAACAGAAAUUUGCUGAGAUAACUCAAAACAAGAAGCCUUCUAAUAUUUCCGAUUCCACUGACAACCUUAGCGCUUCGCAUGAAAAUUUGUUAGAGAGCUAUCGUCAAGCAGAAUCGCAACCAAAUAUUUCUAAUUCAUCCAUCAUGGAGGAAACCAGUGAAAGAUUGUCAAGGUCAUCAACAGAGAUAGCAAAUGGCAGAACAAGUCCUGCAGAAGUAGAUGGUCUAAGACGUAUCAACUCAUUGAAUAAUGUAACUGCUAAAAGAUUCCACAGUAGCACAGGCCUUCUUGGAGCAGCACAAUUCAACCGACCAGGAACAGAAAUCUAUGGCAGAACCUGGAGUUUAAGGCGUGGUGUCAGCCUCCCAGAAGGUCACUGGCCAGUGAUGCAUCAACGUACGCUGACCAGCCCUGGUCGCAUACAGAAGGUGAUGGUGAAGAGCACCAACAUUGCUGUGUCUCCUACAGGCAGAGAGGCUGACAAUCAACAGACAGGAAGAAGCAGUGGAAAUUCAAAGAACCCUGAUGACUGGGUUGGCCGGUGGCUGAUGGAUGCUCCACAACAUGUGGCUCAGACUGGGAGUCUGGAUUACAGAGACAUGUCAGAUAGAAAGAUAAGCCUGCAGGAGAGAUCAGAUGUCAACAAGAGUCAAUCUCUUCCUCGAAGCAAAAGUUUCGGCGGUCCCACCUCUUACGGCGUGACAGUCACGGCAAUGGGGGUCAAAUGGAACGAAUCUGGUAACACAGUGAAUCACGCAAGAGGACCCCAACGCUAUAGUUCCUCGAAUUUGAUGCAGGAAAAGCAAUUGCGUGACACACAACCCAAUGACACGUCUCCACGCCAAUCAGAAACGCCUUGGAACUCACUCACGUACGCAACACCUGGUGAUACAGUGGAAGUACGCCUGCCAAGGGACAUCAUUGGACCAAAAAUGACUUCAAGUGAGAGCACUUCUAGCCUUGAUUCUGUGGGAACAAUGGAUUCCUCUGUGGGUGGUGCACGUAGACAGGGUCCUGCUCCCCCGCCCAGGCGGAGCGUAUCCAAGCUCCUCAGCUCGUUUCGGACUCGCGAUCGACGGCGACCCCAGGAAGAAGUGCACAUUCCACCAAGAUUUGGCGCAGUUGCGAGAAUACCUGAAAUUGCGCCUGAUCAACCAAAACAUAGCGUGUCUAGAUCGUGGCCGACAGACCAUGUAGCGGAGAGCAAGCCAGCCGGAAGUGAGGUCACAAGGCAGUCUUGGCAUGCUGAGCCCGCGGGUUACAGCGUACUAGGGGCGCAUUCCUCGACGUCCAGUGAUGUCACUCCUGACAGAAAACUUUCCAAGUCCUCCAGCCUGCGGUAUAGCUCCUCAGUCGUGAUAAGAAACAUGCGUUCCUCAUCUUCCUCGUCUUUUGAAGAGAAGAGCACCGCUCCGACGGUGUACCGUUCGGGACAGAUGGCAGCGGAAGCUGAGCAAGUCCGGCCCAACAACCGCUCAAGCACACUUCCGCCAAGGAAAAUGCUCAGCGACGUGACCGCGCCAAUUAAAUCGCCUGGUGACGUUGGACGAUGGCCGCCGCAGAACGAACGCGAAGCGGAAAAGGGCCGGAUUGAAGACACGCAGAUUUUAAUACGACUCAUGAAUGACAAAGUCACCAAUGUGGAAACGUCGCCCAGCGUCAAAGCUAGGAUCGCCAACUUUGAAGGAGGAAUGAAGCAAACAGGUGACGGGACACCUUCACAGGAGAGGCCUCGCUUCCAACAACAGCGUUCUUUCAGUCAAGGAAGAAUCGACAUCCCGCAGCGGCCACUGAAAGAAUCGCGCAUCAGCCAGUCGUCGUCCAUGGAUUCGCUUCUAGAAACACGUCCACCCACGAGAUUCAGCGCGACUUCUUCAUCAACAGAGCAGCCAAUAUCACCGCCGAUCAGAAACGAUACAAGACCAACGACGAAACACUGGGAAACAAACGACAAUUCGGACCGUGGCCGAUCCGAGGAAAACUACAAGAGACCGUCACGUACUUUUGACGUUAAAAGCAACCCCGGGACGGGAGAACCUAGGUCUGAUUUUGAACCUUCCUCUCCAGCGCGGCUAGAAAGACAACAGUCUUUAGAGGAGCAGCCUUUCAUGAAAUUUGCGUCGUCCGCUCGCGAGGAAAACAAGGUCAAUUCGGCAAUGGAAAGAACUGCCCCGGUGAGUGAUAAACAUUUAUUAAUCUCAGAAACUCUGGAACCUGACUUGAGUAGAAAACCGGCUGAAGAAGAGCCUGGACCUCCUCUGAAUAACGACGAAAAUGAAGUGUUUUGGGAUGCAGACGAUUCCUUCCCGCCCCCACCCCCGUUGCAUCUUCUCGACCCCCUAGAAACGUCACAAGACAGCUUGCCUUUACCCUCUCCUCCUCGGGAAGUCCUUGUUGAAUUUCCUCCUCCCUAUAAUGACUACGACUCGAGGCGGAAUGACCCUGUCGAAAAGGAGACCUAUCUGCAAAACGGCAAGGACUGUAACGAUAUUAUAAAGCCUGAGGAAAACGCCUUGGUUGAAUCCAGCGUGGUAAUUGGCGAAGAACCCAAAAUUGAGUUAAAUGGACCCGGGAAGAUCGACACGAGUGUCGUGUCAGACCAACCGUUUGAAACAUCGUCGAGUACGGAUCUGUCGUCAAAAGAUACCUCCCCUGCAGAGAGCAAGAAAAUGAGUUCCCAGAGGGCCCCGCCACCUCCCCCGCUCGUACUGACGUCAACCCCUACCAAAGAUGAACCCGAUCAGAAGGGCUCUUAUUUGGAUGUCUCCAACAGUCCCUACAGCGGUGGUUCCAACACAUCCACCCCUUCAAACAGUCGCCCGAAUAGCAUGUUCAGUCCAAAACUGGAAGCAUUGGAUAAAGAAAAGGCUGAUCUCGUGGAAAGCAUGAAGCAAAAGAUAAUCGAUCUAAGAUCCCAGAUGGAUGAAAUAAAAGAGGAAAUUGAUGGAAACGAGGAACUUGGUCGGAAAGUCACGAGGGUAGUGGAACAGAAGGCAAGCGAGACGGAGUUUUCUAAAUAUCAGCGUUUCACGGGCGAAUUGAACAAGAUUAUUGGACUGUUAUUGAUACUUACACAGAGAAUGCAUAGAUACGAGAUGAUGCUAAAUGAUUUAGACAUGUCUGAAGAAGCUGACCGGCAACAAAGGGAUAUUUUACAAGAGAAAAUCGAGAAGGUCGCCAUGCAACACGAAGAAGCGUGUAAAAUCAAGGAAGUGAACGAUAAGCGGGGAGAGGUGGUGUCCAAGAUUUUGGAAAAUUGUCUUGAAGAAGAAGAAUUUGCGGACUUUCAGUACUACAUAGACAUGAAAACCCAACUCGCCUUGAUGCAUGCUGAGAUUCGGGACAAGGUAAAGAUGGGAGAGGAAAGGUUGAACACUUUACAUUCCACGAAGAUUGACUGGAGCAUUUUAAGCCUAAGCUAAGCAUUACGGAAGAUGAUCGGAAAAAGCCGACGAUGAGGCAACGAUGCUUUAUUUACGACGCUUUAUUAGGGUAGUUCGUAUAGAAUCCAGUUACGGUAUAGUCUUCUUUGCAGUUGAUAUAACGCUUCUCUCUUUCUUGACAGUGUCGGUUUGCCUGGCCUUGAACUGUAUUCCUUGCCUGUUUUUGAUAACUUUGACACCGGUCAGCCAAAAAGGUCUUGAUUUACAGAAAGUGGUGAUCUGUAGAAAAGCUUCCAGAACGCUUCAGUCGUUGAAUUAGAAUGCCUGAUUUACCAGGAAAGUUUGGUGGACUCUUUAAGAAAACCCUGUUCUGUGUUGACGUUGUACUGUGGGUUGUUAACGCCGGCACACUGCAAAAACAGGGCUACCCCGCUCCCCUACUAGAGCAAGAAAUGAUCUACUCUUACCAGUCCUCACCCUUGGUGUUUUGGGGGAGAAGGGUGGGGGUGUGCAAGAGGAGGCCCAUCGUUACCCCCCUCCCCCCCCCCCCCCCCCC